Molecule: messenger RNA, 1502 nt
Organism: Aspergillus uvarum CBS 121591
Lineage: Eukaryota; Fungi; Ascomycota; Eurotiomycetes; Eurotiales; Aspergillaceae
Exons: 1
Coding region: 54-1367 (437 amino acids)
Source: RefSeq, a predicted model, not a curated record
CCGAGCAACACUUUCCACCCUAUCCGUUCAUCUCUGUCUUGUUAGUCACGACCAUGUCCGGGACCAAAGACGUCACUCGCGAUGGCUUCACCUCUGCCUACGGUCGGCUCUACACUACGCAGGGCCGCAUCGAGCGCGUGGACGGCGCGACACUCCGGUCGAUGUUCCUACCCAAGCUCAGCCGCAGCGGCCAGCAGGCGAUGUGCGGCCGCCCGGACUUUGUGCGCGGACAGCUCCAUCACUACGAUGUGGCCUUCGACCAAUCCAAGUUCACCGGCAACGGCACCCUUUUGCUUAAACAGGCCCUGCAGGCGGGGCAGUGUGACACCGUGCCGCCGCAUCGGCUCGCGUUGGAGGCGCAGCUGCACCGCGAAUGGCUGGCGACCUGCACGCCGGAGCAGCUGUCCGGGCAGCCGGACUGGGUCAUCCAGAAGUACUUUGGGAAUGAUCCUCAGCGCCCGGAUCGCAGCAUCACAAAGACGGUCGUGGGGAUCCCAUUCGAGCCUACCAGCGAGUAUCGCGUGAGUCAAAUGCGAGAGGCGGCUGAGAAGGUGGUCGGUCUGCACCACGAGACGGCCCGCGGCCCGCAGACCAAGGUGAUCUUCAUGGGGUGGAACAAGGCUGCGGUGGGGAAGGCGGCCAAGGGCCAUGCGGCGAAGGAGAAGAAGGAGAUCGAGGCUGCGGAGCGGAAGCGCGAGACGGAGCGUGCAAAGCUACACGCGGGCUAUCGGUGCCAAACUCGGAAGGCCCCAUCUCCGGUUGGGAGCUACAUUAUCGACUGUGAGGAGAUCAAAGACCAGUGGCCUAAGGAUGCGGAUGGUUUGACGCUCGACAUCCACGAAACUGACACCCCUGGCGUCUUUGAGGCCGGAUUCUAUUUUGGGGUUCUGGAGGGUGCCAUGAUCAUCUGUGCGAAUGAGGAGGUCUUGAAGCGGUACCGCUCUGAGCUUGAGCGAGAGGAAGAGGGUGAUUCUGAGGAGAAGGGCUUGACUGAUAACAACUGGGAUGAGAGUGGAGUCGAGGGAGAUGGAAGCCCUGAUCUGGGGGUGAAAAGAAAGAUGCCAGUUUCUCGGGGUGGCCGCUCAUCAAAGAAAUCCAAACAGAGCCCUAGCCGCAUAUAUCACCUGAAGUUGAGGGGCCGUGAGACGGGUGAGGGCGAGAGCUUUUGUGAACCAGAUGAUGGCAGGAUCAAGUUCAAAGACGACAAGUUCGACAUGUUCAAGGGGGAAGCCAACAUGACGUUUAUCGGUGAUGGCAUAGCCUUUACUGGACGCAAGGUCUCUGAUACCCCUGGCUCUGGUGGAGGAGUCUGGGACGAGUACUCGUGGAGGCACCAUGAGAAUGCAAGAGUCGGCCGGUGGCACUAAGUCCCUUGAUGAGGGUGCAGCUAUCCAGAAUCCGAUGCUUUCUCAUGUCAGAUGGCUGUUGUUAAUUGAAGAGUUAUGUACAUUGUCCACAAACGCAUAUAGUUGCGCAGACACAGACAACCUGCCAUCGCCCGU